CCUCUCCAAUCAUGUGAUUCAGGUGUUCCAAUCCCCUCCCAAUCAUGUGAUUCAGGUGUUCCAAUCCCCUCCCAAUCAUGUGAUUCCGGUGUUCCAAUCCCCUCCCAAUCAUGUGAUUCAGGUGUUCCAAUCCUCUCCCAGUCAUGUGAUUCAGGUGCUCCAAUCCCCUCCCAAUCAUGUGAUUCAGGUGUUCCAAUCCUCUCCCAGUCAUGUGAUUCAGGUGUUCCAAUCCCCCUCCCAUCAUGUAGAUUCAGGUGCUCCAAUCCCCUCCCAAUCAUAGUCAAUAGCUAAAGACCUCCAAACUUGGUGUGGCCCUCAGAUGAGCCCAACAACAGUGCGUAGAGAGCUUCAUGGAAUGGGUUUCCAUGGC
This is a messenger RNA of Staurois parvus, 370 nucleotides long. The record is from the annotation of a GenBank genome assembly. Lineage: Eukaryota; Metazoa; Chordata; Amphibia; Anura; Ranidae.